Molecule: messenger RNA, 382 nt
Organism: Sinocyclocheilus grahami
Lineage: Eukaryota; Metazoa; Chordata; Actinopteri; Cypriniformes; Cyprinidae
Product: elongation of very long chain fatty acids protein 4-like
Exons: 2
Biological process (GO): fatty acid elongation, polyunsaturated fatty acid; sphingolipid biosynthetic process; very long-chain fatty acid biosynthetic process
Cellular component (GO): endoplasmic reticulum membrane
Molecular function (GO): fatty acid elongase activity
Source: RefSeq, a predicted model, not a curated record
ACAAGCGUGUGCAGAAAUGGCCGUUGAUGGACUCUCCGCUCCCCACGCUGGCUAUCAGCUCCUCGUACCUGCUGUUUCUCUGGCUGGGGCCCAAGUACAUGCAGGGCCGAGAGCCCUUCCAGCUGAGGAAGACCCUCAUCAUCUACAACUUCAGCAUGGUUGUCCUUAACUUCUUCAUAUUCAAAGAGCCGCCCCGCCGCCAGCCCCGCCGCGAGACCACGGCCAAACCCGGCAAAGCCCUUCAUAACGGAGCCUUUAACGGAGCCCUGACCUCCAGUAACGGAAACGCCGGCAAGACGGACGAGAAACCGGCAGCGGCCGAGAGCGGCAGGAGAAAGAGGAAGGGCAGAGCGAAGCGCGAAUAAAAACGGCUGACAGGUUA